This is a messenger RNA of Leptosia nina, 1827 nucleotides long. NCBI's taxonomy places the organism in Eukaryota, Metazoa, Arthropoda, Insecta, Lepidoptera, Pieridae. The record is from the annotation of a GenBank genome assembly.
AUGAAUGAGGAAGCUUUAUUGGCGCGGGCUUCCGAGGAGAGGGAGCGUAUCUUUCAGAAAUACGAGCGCGGAAGAGAGAAUCUCGUCGGUCAAAUCGAUCCGUGGGAAGAUCCGGAGUUCGAGGACUACCACAAAACUGAUAGGUAUGGCUUCAUCCACGAUGAACGUCUUCCUCAAAAAACGGCGCCACAAAAGAUCAACGUCGAAGUUGAAAGAGAAAAGAAAUGGGUUAAAAUGCUCGGUUCUUGGGAUUCAGCAGCCACUAAAGAGAAAUUGCAUAGGCGAAUAUACAAAGGCAUUCCAAACUCACUAAGAAUUAAGAUAUGGUGUAAGCUUUUAAAUGUAAAAAAAAUGAAAUCGGAAAAUCCAACCAAGUAUCAAGAGAUGCUGAAGUUAGCCAAGAUAUGGUCCACGGAUGUCCGGCAGAUUGACUCAGAUGUGAACAGGCAGUUUCGAGAACAUCAAUUCUAUAGGGAAAGAUAUUCGGAAAAGCAGUGUUCCCUCUUCAACGUCUUAUGUGCCUACAGUAUGUACAACUCUGAAGUCGGUUACUGUCAAGGCAUGUCUGGACUAGCCGGUGUUCUGCUCAUGUACAUGGACGAAGAAGACGCCUUCUGGGCAUUAGCUAUCUUACUCUCAGAUAAGAAGUACAGCAUGCAUGGAUUGUACAUUGAAGGUUUUCCAAAGCUGACAAGAUUUCUCGAGCACCAUGACAAGAUACUCACAAAGUUUAUGCCUAAGCUAAAAUUCCACUUUGAUAACUAUGGUUUAGAUGCCAUUUUAUAUUCGCUUAAAUGGUAUUUCGUUUGUUUUGUUGAACGCGUACCGUUCAGUUUAUGCUUGCGAGUAUGGGAUAUUUAUUUACUUGAUGGAGAGCGUGUUAUAACUGCCAUGGCGUACACAAUCCUCAAACUACACAAGAAGGCUAUAAUGAAAUUAAAUGAUAUGGACCUUAUUGUUAAUUAUAUACAGGUUAAGCUUCACAAGGAUUUCGGGUAUGAGGACGAUGUAGUGAUAUAUAACUUGGAGCGUUCAAUGGAUGAAUUGAAGCGAGCAAAACUGGAUUAUCCAGGUCCACCACCACCGAAUGAGUUGCCGAAACGGACGCUCGGAGUAUUCAUAGAACCAGAUAAAAAAUCGAAAAUAGGGCAGCGGGCUGAAAACUUUUCUGAUGCUGAGAAGAAUGCUAGAGCUACUGUUAUUUUAAGACGCGAGAAAGCGGCCAUCGAACUGCAGGAGCUAAGAGUGUCCCAGAGCGAUACGGUCUCAGAGCACAGCACGAUUGCGGGGGUCCGGUGCGAGGAUUCGGUGUCCGUGCUGGGUUCGCGGCGGUCCCUGGCCGACACCAGCGUGACGAGUACCGCAGACCUGAGCGUUUUCUCCAGCGGCCGGUCCCACGCCCCGGACAACUCCCUGGACACGCACAGCAACAUCAGCGACGAUGCUACCGGGUCAGAUGGAUCGGGUAUUUGCGGGUUGAGUAUUCAACGCGCGAUGUCUACGCCGAGGCAGACUGUUCACUCCACCCCGCGUGGCAGCCCACAUCCGUCGUCUGUGUCGCCGUCGUCUGAAGACGUAGUCCGCAUCCACGUCACCUACAGCCCACUCGCCGCCAGUCCAUCGCACUUACAGCCUGUGAGCCCAUCCAAAUACAAAGGGUAUACAGAGAUUAACAAACCUACCACUCUGGGUUUCUACGCUACCAACGGUACUAAUGCCCCAGACAACAGGAUACGAAUCCAAGUGCCAUCCGAAGAGUUAUUGACACCCAUCGUUGACUCUGGUCGUAUUAUAACGCCGCGUUAUGUUGAUUACGAUGUUAAAUAG